AUCCAUCCAUCACCCUCCACUCCUUUCAGUCCCACCCAUCAGCUACCAACACUACAAGAAUAUCGCUCCUUUCAGUUCCAUUAUAUUCUUCGCUGCUACAAGAUCGAAUUCGAAGAUGUCGACUGUUAGCCGUGCCUCCCUGGACCAGAAGCUUGCCAUGGCCAAGCGCUGCUCGCGAGAGGCAACCCUUGCAGGAACCAAGGCGGCAGCUGUGGCGACCAUAGCCUCUGCGAUUCCAACCCUGGCGAGCGUGAGGAUGCUGCCAUGGGCGAAGGCCAACAUCAACCCCACCGGCCAGGCACUCAUCAUCUCCACAGUUGCUGGGAUGGCCUACUUCAUCGCCGCCGACAAGAAGAUUCUGUCGCUGGCGAGAAGGCACUCAUUCGAGGAAGCCCCCGACCACCUCAAGAACACCUCCUACCAGGGCGCCGGCCGCCCACACCCGGCUUUCUUCAGGCCAUGAAACAUCUUCGGAAAUUGCUAGCACUUCAUGCCGUCGAUGCCCGAAUAAAAUAUUACCAUUAGCUUACUAAUCAUCGAUGUAAUGGCGAAGUGCUUCAAUCGGUCACUGUAAUUAGUUUAUUUGUACUACUGGUGAUCCAGUUCAAAAGGAAUGCAACUUGAUGUUACUGAUCAGCUCUGAAA
Messenger RNA from Setaria italica (foxtail millet), 645 nucleotides. RefSeq names its product early nodulin-93. Lineage: Eukaryota; Viridiplantae; Streptophyta; Magnoliopsida; Poales; Poaceae. The transcript has 4 exons. The record is from RefSeq and is a predicted model, not a curated record. Bases 116 to 463 code for a protein of 115 amino acids.